Maniola jurtina (meadow brown) is the source of this 2259-nucleotide messenger RNA. Its product is annotated as putative inorganic phosphate cotransporter. The record is from RefSeq and is a predicted model, not a curated record. Gene Ontology annotation, molecular function: transmembrane transporter activity. Lineage: Eukaryota; Metazoa; Arthropoda; Insecta; Lepidoptera; Nymphalidae. The transcript is spliced from 9 exons. Bases 332 to 1939 code for a protein of 535 amino acids. Gene Ontology annotation, biological process: monoatomic anion transport; transmembrane transport.
AUAGCAACAAAAUAUAACAAAGUUGUCUUCACAAACUCACAGUGCCACCGUUUUCUUAGUUUGAUUGACAGGUAGGUACACAAACAUUAAUAUAAAUAAUUACAUAAAUGAUAAUUUUAAGUGAUAAUAAUCUAGAACAUGAUAGCAUACAUAGAAAUAUUUGUUACUAAGUAGGUAUUUAGUGAGUGCUCGUGUCUGUUUGGAGAUCUUAAUAUUUAGGAAAUGUUAAGUGUAUACUGAUAUAAUAAUUUUAAUACCAGAAAACAAUAAACUGUUUCAAAUAUCUAUGGAAACAUAUAUUUUUGGAUCCAAGUGAUAAUUGUAAACAAGCAUGGAAGCUAUGAAAGUGGUUAAACAUGAAAAUUUUAUACCAAUCAACAUACCUACAGAACCAAUAAAAAAAGAAAGAACACUUGUGAGGGUUUUACGUGCAUCCUGCCUGAUUCCACAACGCUAUGUAUUUGCUAUCAUAGGACUGCUUGGGAUAAGCAAUGCGUUUACAAUGCGUGUGAGUUUGAAUAUAGCAAUAACUCAAAUGGUGAAUCGAACUAAGAAUUUUACAGAUCACAUUGAUCCUGAUGCAUGUCCUAGUGAUGAAAUGCUUGGUAUUGUAAGCAAUAAUACUAAGCCGUAUGCCAUUUAUGACUGGGAUGAAGAAACACAAGGUUUUCUUUUAAGUGGUUUUUACUAUGGAUACGUGACAACGCAAGUAUUGGGAGGUUUCUUAGCAGAAAGAUACGGUGGCAAAUGGGUACUAGGCGUUGCACUACUGAGCACUGCUCUGUUCACAUUUCUGACUCCUUUUACCAUUAGAACUGGAGGCGUAACUUGGCUCUUUAUUCUUAGAGUUCUUGAGGGUAUGAGCGAGGGCCCUGCUAUGCCCAGUCUAAUGAACAUGAUGGCGCGAUGGUGUCCAACUCAAGAGAGAGCGCUUAUAUCAGCAAUCCUUUUCGGGGGUGGACAAAUGGGUAACGUUUUAGGCCCAUUAUUGUCUGGCCUCAUAUUAGAUGGUGGUAGAGAUUGGGCUUAUGUAUUUUAUUUCUUUGGAGGUUGUGGUGUGCUGUGGUUCAUUUUCUGGAGCGUUUUGUGCUUCAGUGAACCCAACUCACAUCCGUACAUUUCUAAGAAGGAAUUAGAUUAUCUGAAUAAAAGUGUUGAUAAAGCUAAAAGUAACAUAAAGAAAGAUCCGGUACCUUGGAAGGCAAUUUUGAGAUCACCACCUGCGUGGGCUUUACUUGCAGCUAAUGUGGGCCAUGAUUGGGGUCUCUACACCAUGAUAUCAGAUCUGCCUAAGUACUCGCACGACGUUUUAAGAUUUAACAUAACAACUACUGGUAUUCUUACGGGAUUACCCUACAUAGCCAUCACAACUUGUUCCUUCAUUUUUGGAAUGAUGAGUGAUUGGUGUAUUAAAAAUGGAUGGCAUAGUAUCAAAACCGGACGAAUGAUUUACACGACCAUAGCUACAACUGGCCCAGGAGUUUGCAUUAUUUUAGCAUCAUACGCUGGUUGCAAUCGAAAUGCGGCAAUUGUUUAUUUUAUUUUAUCAAUGGGGCUUAUGGGUGGAUUUUAUUGUGGGAUGAAGAUAAAUACUUUGGAUCUGGCACCUAACUACGCUGGUUCCUUGACAUCAUUUGUGAAUACUACAUCUACUAUCGCAGGCAUUAUCACACCCUAUUUAAUAGGACUGCUAACACCUGAUUCGACAUUAGUACAAUGGAGGACAGCAUUUUGGGUUUGUUUUGCAGUUCUUGUUUUCACAAACAUAAUAUACUGUGCCUGGACAGAAGGAGAACAGCAGUGGUGGGAUGAUGUUAGACGUCUAGGAUACCCUUCUGGAUGGAAACACGGGCCAAUCAUCAAAGAAGAUCUGACACCAACGACGGAUGAAUCAGAAUACAUGGAAUUGACUAAGAAGUUGAGUUCAGAAAUUAAUUAACAUGCCACAGAUAUGGACAAUUGGACAAGAUAAGGAGUGCCAUACAAAAUAACAAAUUUUUUGUGCCGAUUUGAAGUGCCUCACCGAGCAUAGCAGAAAUUAAAAUUGAUAUCAUGUUGACAGAUGUCUCAUCACUAACAUUUAGCUAACCGGACCCUCACUGCUGUUUUCAGCGCCAAAAUGGCGAUAAUUAAGUCGGCAAUAGCAAGUCCAGCGUAGCUACCUACUGGUAUUAGUAGAGGUCAGUGUUAAAAGCGCGCUCUGAAAGGCCAUUAUGGAUAAUAUGAAACGAUGUCAAAACAAAACCUUAUUCUUUGUAA